Messenger RNA from Acanthochromis polyacanthus (spiny chromis), 827 nucleotides. RefSeq names its product DUF4748 domain-containing protein. The coding region runs from base 89 to 571 and encodes 160 amino acids. NCBI's taxonomy places the organism in Eukaryota, Metazoa, Chordata, Actinopteri, Pomacentridae. The transcript has 3 exons. The record is from RefSeq and is a predicted model, not a curated record.
CCCGCGACCCGAGUGAGGUCAACAGUCCAAACUAAGCCAAUUCUGAAGUUGUCCACUCGGUGGCAGCUUGCAUUAAGAGCCACUGCGCAUGCUCGACUACAGUUACUCAACAAACAUGGCGGCGUCCAGUUUAGCAGCAGUCAGAGCACUGAACGGUGUCCUCCUUGUUCCUGUCCGGUGGCUCCUCACUCAGAGCGGUCAAACCCCGGCGGUGUAUCGAACUUGUCGGCUACAUGUGUCCCCUGCUGCCUCCCUGUGCAGCUCCAGGACGGAACCUCCGAGGAGCAGCAGCCAGACAGCCCGACCAAAGGUCAGCAGGGCAGAGGAGGAAGAACCGGAGGGCUACGAGUACAUCCCCAGGAGGAAAGCCAAGAACCCCAUGAUGAAAAUCGGCUAUGCAUGGAUGAUCGGCCUCCCUACAGGUAUCAUCGGCUUCUUGCUGGCUAAGAGACAAGUGGACAAAAACCGACUGCAGCAGCUGAAGAUCAGACAGAGGAUGAAAAGAUCGAAUGAAGGCGAAUAUGAAGGAAGCCGCUACCGCCAUCAUUCAGAGGUUAAAGUGGACCGAUGAGGCUCACGUGUGGCUGCUGUGAUUUGACAUCAUAUCCUGCCCAAAGACUGAUUAUUACAUCUCUGUUGAUGUCAAAGGUAAAUGUGUAUUUAAACAGGAACAAUCAAACUGCAAAUGAACCACAAGUAACCUCACAAAGAAGAAUCUUUAUUUGAUAUGAAACUGAUUCUCUUCAGCGUUGAUAUGUAUAUUUACAACCUCUCACAUCUGUUCUGUACAUUCAAAUCGAUUGUUUUUGAGUAAAGAGUUCUGUGUA